AUGGCACCUCCCUUUCCCCUGGCUGGAUGCAAAAUCCAGGAUAUCUCUCGAAUCCGGCUUUUGGGUGCUAUACAUUCCGCUCCAGUUGUCUAUGGACAGGAAGGUGCAGUUUUAGUGCGAGUUCAUGAAUCUGCCGUGCUAAAGUACGGUAACGGAGUGUCCCUAGCCGAGGCGAGAAAUACAAAAUUUAUUCGUAAGAGAACAAGGAUACGAGUGCCUAUGAUUUUUGAUGCAUGGGAGGAGCGCUCCGUAGUAUAUAAUGGCGAGGAACAAGUGGUGGGUUACAUUCUGAUGGAGUUUAUCAACGGUAGCCCCUUGUGUGAUAUCUGGCCUACACUCACCAACAAGGUCCGGUCCUCUAUCUAUGCCCAAAUAGCGGACUAUCUCCGUACAAUUCAUGACAUCGAGAUAGAACGGCCCGGGCCAGUCGGCGGUGGCAUCUCGCGCGGGCCGCUCUUUACUGAUUACGGGGCUGGGCCAUUCCUGACUUCUCGGCAUAUGGAAGAUUGGUUUAAUGAGCGUCUCCUCGUGUGCAAAGAAUUCAAUCGUGUUACAUACGACCAUCAUGGAUUCUCCGGCAAAUUCCGCAAGCUUGUUAUGUGCCAUAUGGAUGUCGCCCCUCGCAACAUGAUACUUGAUGGAGAUGGAAAUAUCUGGCUACUCGACUGGGCCCACUCCGGUGGAUAUCCUGAGCUAUUUGAAACGGCAGCGCUCUUGAGGACUGGCACUCCCGAAUUUACACAAGGACUACUGAAAUAUAUGGAUAACUACCAAGAAGAAGCAGAACAUUUACUGACGAUUGGUUUUGCAUUGACGACAGCAGCGUGGACAAAACCAUCUGGCCAUGUACCGCAGAGGACCUGCACGUAG
This is a messenger RNA of Blastomyces dermatitidis ER-3, 870 nucleotides long. Its product is annotated as phosphotransferase enzyme family protein. The coding region runs from base 1 to 870 and encodes 289 amino acids. The record is from RefSeq and is a predicted model, not a curated record. Gene Ontology annotation, biological process: protein phosphorylation. Gene Ontology annotation, molecular function: protein kinase activity; ATP binding. NCBI's taxonomy places the organism in Eukaryota, Fungi, Ascomycota, Eurotiomycetes, Onygenales, Ajellomycetaceae. The transcript has a single exon.